UUUUUUUUUUUUGUCUUUUUCAUUUUUAUCGGUACCAAGGAUCGAACUCAUGACUGCCUGCUUGCAAGGCAGGCGCUUAUGCCGCUGAGCUAAAUCCCCAGCCCCCGGUCUCAGCAAUUUGAUGAGACCCUGUCUCAAAACAAAAAGGGAUGAGUUUAUAGGUAAGUGUGAAAGCCCUGCAUUCAACCUUAAGUACACCCCCCCCAAAAAAACCCCAAAACUGGAUGGAUAGUGUGUGUGUGUGUGUGUGUGUGUGUGUGUGUGUGUAUGUGUUUUGGUACCAGGGAUCGAACUGAUGACUUCACACUUGCCAGGCAGGCGCUAUGCCACUGAGCUAAAGCCCUGACUGGUGUGUUUUUCAAAAAGCAGUGGCCAAAUUUAUUUGAGAAAGUAAAAGUGAGGAGUCGGGAAGACACUGGCUCGGCAGGAGUGAGCUUGGGCAGAGGAAAAAAGCAAGGUAGAACACUGGAGAAAUCAGGGUACAUGAUAGCUCUGUGUGUGUGUGUGUGUGUGUGUGUUAAGAUAGAUACCAAUUUCAAAAAACAUCUCACAGAUGCUUUAAAAGUACUUUUUCCAUGUUGAUUUUUAUAGAUGCUUACUUUUCAACCCUUUUUCUUUUUCUUUUCUUUCUUUUUUUAGGGGGAGGGGGACAGGAUCUUACUAUUGCUAUGUAGCACAGCCUCAGCCCCCUGAGUGCAAGGAUGAUAGGUUUGUACUACCACGCCUGGCUUUAAGCCCAUUUAGUUGUGUGUCAUUGAUAAUCUUGUAUUUGUAUUUGUGGCCACUGGUAGUAGCAGUUCUUGUAAACUCAACUGGCCCUUGAAAUUUCUUGCCCUCGGAUCACCCAGACUUUACUUAGCUAAAUAGCCUAAAAUGGUGUAGAGUUGAGUUUCCCUCCCUGCCAUACAUAGCUUUGCUCCCCUCUCCUCCCCUCCCCUCCCCUCCCCUUCCCUUCCCUCCCUUUCUCUACCUAACCUUUCCUCCUGUUUCUCUUGCACAGGAAAAUGGCUCUGGCCUGCCUCUGUGGGAUGUCUCUGUUAGUGCCCUCGCUCUGCUGGAGUUUUUACCUCACCUUAGAAACAGUCCUACAUUUGCUCAUCUUACAAAAACUUCACCUGGCUUAUCUUGCUCUUCACCAUUCCUUUUUUUUUUUAGCUCACUUGUUCCUAAAUCUGGUAUUUCCCCAACUCGGAAAACUUGCACAGCAUAUCCAUGGGCGUGUCAUAAAAAUGCUGUCUGUGUCACAGCCUUCUUUGUCUUCUGUGGUGGGUUGUCCCUCAAGGUCAGUCCUCUGUCCUUUCUUCUCUAGAAUCUUUCUCCCUAGUUUGGUGUCCCUUGCCACGACCCCCCGUCUUCUAGUUGCUCAUUUGGCAUUUGCAGUGGCACCUGGAUGUUUGAAGAAUCUCAACAUGGCUGAAGCCAAAUGUCUCUGACUAUCAUAGUUGCCCAGUACUAUUGUGUCAUUAAAAAAUCCAGAACCCCUAAAAUAAUUCUUGUCUCCUGUUUUCUUUCAGUUAAUGGCAUCAUCAUUUCCCCAGGCUCAUUCUUCUGUGUUCCGUAAAGCAAAGUGUUAUGCCUUAAUAUGAAUACUCUUUGGUCAAAGACAACACUGAUUAAAUAAUUGACUGAAUAGUUUCCAACUACAUAAAAUUUUCUGCAUCCCAUAACUCAGGUGAUUGUUUUUGAGAUUGCAUGUCAGGCUAUAUGCUUCAAAGCCAUGCAGUUUCAUUGAAGUAUUCUUCCUUUUGAAUAAAACAUCAUUUUAAGACACCUGGACUUUAUAAAAUAUUGUUUGGAAAAAUAAUCUGACAGGAUCUUUAAUAUAGCAUUUAAUCUGUAAUAUUUUGACUAUGUAUGCUAUUUGUACUUUUGUCUUUUCUAAACUGUGAAUACAGAGACAGGGUAUCACUUUGUCCACAGGUGGUGCCUGGCAUUCGAUCUCUCAGAACCAAUUAUCUCAGUUAUUGGAUGCAGAAAAUUUUACAUAGUUGGAAACUAUUCAGAGUCAGUUAUUUAAUCAAUGUUGUCUUUGACCAAUGAGUAUUCAUAUUAAGGUAUACCUAUCUUGUUAAGACACCAAAUCAAACCCAGGCACUGAGUAAUCCCUAUCCCCCACCCCUUAUCUGAUUUGGAAUAUGGCUAGCCUGUUCUUAUUCCUGUGAGAUUAUUUUUCUAAACAAUAUUUUAUAAAGUCCAAGUGUCUUAAAAUGGUGUUUUAUUGAAAGGGACAUAUAUGUCAAUGAAACUGCAUGGCCUUGAAGCAUGUAGCCAUUAGGCUUUAUACAAUAUUUCAAAAUUAUUUCUGCCUUGUUUAAUCACAAGUAACCACUAUCCUAAUAUUUAUAUGCCAAAGCAAGAUCAGUGCUUGCUUUGUGUGUUUAAAUGGUUUCAUACUGUGGGCGUCAUUUUAUCCAUUUUCACCAAAUAGUGUGUUUUUGUGGUUUCUUCAUGUUCUUUGUGGAUCUAGUUCAUUGGUUCUCAAAAUUGGUGCACCAGGGAUUCCUGGGGAUCUCUUACCAUUCUUGUAGGUGGUCCAUGAGAUCAAAACAAUUCCUAAUUGUGGUAUUCACCAUUUUACCUGUACAUUGUACAAGUACUGUGCAGAGGCUCUAUGACACGUGGUGUCAUAAUUGACUGAAUGCAGAAGCAAAGGGAUCUUUCUGACCUCUAUUAAGCCACACAGUAAAGAGAUUUGCAAAAAAUGUAAAAAAGUGCCACUGUCUUUGCUCAUUUUUGUUUUUGUGUGUGUGGGGAGACAGGAUCUUUCUAUGUAAUUCAGGCUGGCCUUGAAUUCACUAUGUAGCCCAGGCUGGCCUCAAUCUCAUGAUGAGCUUCUCAUGAUGAUCAUCACCUCAGUAUCCUAGGUGCUGAGAUUUUUUUUUUGGCCUUUAAAAAUAGUUAAUUUUUUUAAGGUAAAUGUUCAUGUUUAUUCAUAUAAUAAAUUUAAAAAACCAAAGUUAAUAUUUUUAAAUGCCUCCAUUUAAUUUUUUUAAAUGAUAAAUACCUGUAAUAGAUAUGGGUUACAUAAUAUACUCCAUAUGGUCCUGAGAUUUUUGAGUUUAAAGGGAUCCUGAAACCCAACAAGUUUGAAAACCAUUGAUCUGGUUCAUCCACAUUACUUGUAUUUUGUUUUAUUUUUUGCGACAGGGUCUCACCAUGUUCAGAGUGACCUUGAACUCACUGUGUAUCCUAGAUUGGCUUCAAAUUUGUGAUCCUUUUGCCUCAGCCUCCCAAGUGCUGGGAUUACAGGCUUGUGCCACCAUGCUCAGCUCUGUCUAGAUGAUGAUGAUGAUGAUUAUUAUUAUUAUUUUGGUCUUUUUUGAGACAGGAUUUCACUAUACAAUUCACUUUGUAUCCUAGGCUGGCCUCUAACUCACAGCAGUUCUGCCUCAUCCUCCUGAGUGUUAGAACAGGCAUGCGCCACCAUGCCUGGCUGUUACUAUUUUUUGAGAUGGGAUCUCACUAUAUAGUUUAGGCUGACCUUAAACUCAGUAUGUAGCCUAGACUGCCUGUAAACUCAUGGUGAUCCUCCUGCCUCAGCCUCUCAAGUGCUGGGAUUAUAGGUAUGUACCACCAUGCCUGGCGUAUUACUUACAUUUUUUGGGGAGGGGUACCCGGGAUCAAACUCUGGACCUUGCUCUUGCUAGGCUGGCACUGUGCCACUGAGCUACAUCCCCAUCCCCUAUUACUUGUGUUUUAAUGUAGAAACAUACUGUGUGCCUUAUUAACAUGUGUACAAUGGGGCCUACAAGCAUUAUCCCAUCAGAUGGCUUGUACCAGUAGUGGUACACGCAUAAUUGUUUACUGGACAGGUUGUACCACCUGAUGGGACUAUUCCAUGCUCUUGAAUGCUCUUGACUGUCAUGCAUGUACUAGUAGGGGUGCAAGCCUGUGGGAUCGUGUUCUUUCCUGUGGAGGAACCAUUAAGCUGUUUGCAUUUUUGCCACAGUUUCAAACUACUAUUGUGAAUAUUCUUAUACAGGGUUCUUCACUCUUGGGAUUAUAGCAGAAUUUGCUGUGUUUAAGUCUGUGCAUUGUCAGCUUUACUGGGAAUUGCCACAAUGCCAGAUUUCAUUCCAUUUGACACUCCCACCAGCUGUGUCUGAGCCUGUUUCCCCAAUCAUUGCCAAAAGAUUAGAUUUUGCAAGUUUUCCCCAUCUGUUGGAUAUAAGUGCUAUCUCUUUGCAGUUUUCAUUUUGCAUUGCUUAGAUUAUUCUUGAGGUUGAUCUUUGUUUCCCACAUUAUUUAUUGGCCAUUUGAGUUUUCUGCGUAACCCUUGUACAUAAUCUUUGGUCCAUUUUUUCAGGUUGGAUUGCUGUCUUUCUUAAUGGUUUAUGGAUAUUUUCAUACUCUGGAUAGUAGUGUUUUAUAGUUAUAUGCACUGAAAAUAUCCUCAUAUGUGGCUCGUCUUUGGGCAUUUAUGGAAUUUGUGCAGUACUUCUUAAUGUGAUAGUAGCCAGUUUGCUGUUUUUUGUUUUUUUCAUUUAUGGUUUGUUUUCCUGUGCCUUCAAGAAAUUCUUCAUUUACUCCCAGGUAAUGAUGAUACUGUGCUUUUUAAAUAUUUAGGUAAUUAAUUCAUCUGGAUUUUUUUCUUUGUUGUGUGAUGUAGUUUUAAUGUUUUUUGCAUAGACUUAUCAAAUAGUUGAGUCUCUCAAGGUUGCCUCAGCCUUCCAAAUGCUGGGAUUACAGGCAUAUACCAUUAUACCCAGCAGUUGAAUAGUUUUGAGUAGAGAAGUAACUUGACGUUUUAGGAAUACUCUACCAAAUUUUUAAUCUCUAUAUUUUUAUAUACAUACAAGAUAGGAUAAAAAUCUGUGUAAGUCUGAAAGCAUUGUCUUGAUAAAUCUAAAAUGAAAAUCCUAGAUAUUAAGGAAGUACGGAACAGCUUAAUUGAUGUUUUUUCUUAGUUGUGUAUAAAAUAAAGGUGUGUUUUACAAUUGGUAGUUCGUUGACCUAUGGGAGUAAGAUCAAUUUAUAAUUCUUUGUAUUUGCUAAUUAGCAUAUCUGUGAACAAUAUGGUUUCAUUUCUUUUCCAUUGCUUUCUGCCUCUUCGUUUCUUGUUCUGUCUAACUGCAUUCACUGACCCCAGAGCAUGGAUGAUUGGUAUGCAGGUCUAGGUACUUUGAGUACUUCUAAGGUUUUUAUUAUUAAGUGUACUGUUGUUAGUAGGCUUUCAGGUGGUUGGAUAUUAUUAUUAUUUUUUUAGUUCUUGUAGCAUUUUAGAGUUUUUACCACAAAUAAGAAUUGAUUUUUUCUACAGUUUCUACUGUACCUACUAGUGUGAUAAAACACAUUAAUAGAUUUUCUACCUUAAAUUAUUUUUGAAUGUCCUGGAUAUUUGCGUUCCUUUGUUAUUGCCAUGUACUUUUCUUUUUUCGCAUGGUCUUUGUCCCCCGCCACUCCCCGGGCAUUGCACACUAGGGCUUUGCACUGAGUGACAUCCCCAGGUCCUACAGAGUCUCCUUAAAUUGCCUAGGCUGGACUUAAACUUGUGAUCCUCUUGCCGUGUUUUGAUGACAAGAUUAUGUUAGCUUCAUGAGUGUUUUUAAAAAAUUUAUUUUUUGAGAUGGGGUCUUGCCGUGUUGCCCAGGUUGGCUCAGAACUCCUGGACUCUCUCCAGGUGUGUGUCACAGUGCCCACAAACUUCAUAGACAGAUAUGAGAGUAUCUUUUUUUGAAAUGUCUGUUUAAUAGAGAUGCUUUGUUUAUUAAAAGUUAGAUGGUUUCCAUCUAUGAACUGUCUAUACUUGGUUUCUUUUAUGUGAGAUUUUUAAAAAAUUUAGUAAUAGUUUUUGAAAUGGGGCACCUUUUUUGCUUUUCUUGAGAUUUUGUCAUUUAUGCAAAAUGAACAAUUUCCUAGAAAAAUACAAAAUUUCGAACAUAUUGGUAUAUGCUCACGUCCACAUGUAUGCACACACAUACACGCAUGCACACACAUUUUUAAAUUUGGAGACAGACAGGGUCUCACUAUGUAAUUCACACUGGGCUUGAACUCAUUAUGUAGCCCAGGCUGGCCUUGAAGUCUCAGCAGUCCUGCCUCCCGUGCUGGCAUUACAAGUGUGAGCCACCGUGCCUGGUGAAUUCUUUGUAUGUUUUUCUUAUCAGUUGUGGUUUCUAUCAAGAUGUCCCUGGAGAGCUUCAUGUGGGCUUUUGGAAGUUGAUUGGUUGGUUUAUGGGAUUUGGUAGCUAACCCGCUGUUAGAAGUGUGGCGGGAAGAGGCGGGACACUGGGGGCGUGGCCUGGACCUUUUUCUUCCCGGGCUCCGUUCGACUCGCCCCUUCGAGAGCUGCCGUUUCAGCUAGCAGCUCUCCUCCUCGCUUUCCUGCCACGGCACCCUGCCUUAGAGCCCGCCAGCUGGGGACUACGAACUGAACCGUGAGCCAAAUACACCUUUACUUCUUUAAAUUGUGGGUGUAGGAAAGUAAGACGUUGGGAUUUUGCAUUUGUAUUAUAAGAAAACUUUUUUAAUCUGGCGUAGUGGCGCGCGCUUAUGAUCCCCGUGCACGGAGCAGAAGAUGGCAAGUUCGAGCCUAGACUAGGCAGAUUGGCCCGAAUCUGACUCCAUGAAACCAGUUAAAAAGGUCGGGGUAACUCAGAGCAAAGGCCGUGAGUUCAAUUUCCAGUGCCACAAAUAAAAAGAAAACUUUUGCCUGUAAUUAGUUUUAUACUGUCACAUUCUGUGACUUCUAUCGAUACUAGUUUUUCGGUUGAUUUUCUUCCAUUUCCUAGACAUACUGUGUCAUACGCAAUUAAGUUUAACUUUUUCCAAAUAAUAAUUAUAUCCUACCUAAAUCCAUUGGUUAGCAGUUCUUAUAUAAUUUUAAGUACUAAUAGUGUUACGGGCAUUCAUGUCUUAAUUUUGAUGUUAGAGGGAAUACUUCUAGUGUUUUACUUUCAAUUUAAUAUGUGCCUUUUUGUUACAAGAUUUAAUGAUAUCUCUCUCUUGUUCUAGAACACAUGUUCUCACAGGAGCUCGUUUAAGAUUGAUAUACUUGGGCCGGGGAUUUAGCUCAGCAGCGUAAGUCCCUGUCUAGCGAGCGUGGGACCGUGAGUUCUAUCCCCGGUACAAAAAAAAAAAAUUGAUAUACUUGUAUAUUAAAGCAGCUUUAUUGAAAUAAGGCUGUUUUUAAGUCUACCCUUUAAAAAUAUACAGUUCAGUAGUUUUUAUUAGAUUCAGUGUUGUGCAGCGAUUGCUAUUAAUUUUAGAACAUUUUCCUUGUACCCAAAAGAAGCCCUGUGCCCUCUUCCCUCUUGUCCUCAAACCGUGGUGGCCACUGAUCUGCAAAGGUGCAGUAGAUACGUUGCUGUUUGGUGUUUCACGUAAGUGAAUCUGUCACAUGUGGUCUCCUGUGCCUGGCAUCUUUCACUUAGCAUAUUUUCAUGGGUCAUCCAAUGUCGUAGCAUGUAUCGGUGUUUCAUUCCUAUUCUGUGAAGAAAAUAUUCCACUUUGAAUAGCUUAUUUUAAAUAAAAAAAUAGUUGUUGAAUUUCAGCUUUGCAACGUCUAUUGAGAAGAUCAGGGUUUCCUUUCCAACAUGUUUAUAUUGGUCUUUACUUGCCUCCACUCUUAGCUCUAGAAUAAUGAUAACUGCAUCAGGGUUUCUAUGUGUGUACUGGGGUGUGUAUUAUUUUGUGUAUGAUUGAUCAUAUUUGCAAAUACUUGGAAUUCAUAACUAACUAUCUUUGUAGUUGUGUUAAAUUAUUUGUGUUAAAUUUUGUGUUAAAGGGGCUGGGGAUUUAGCUCAGCGGCAUAAGCGCCUGCCUUGCAAGCAGGCAGUCGUGAGUUCAAUCCCCGGUACCGAUAAAAAGGAAAAAGACAAAAAAAAAAAAAAAAGAAAGAAAGAAAGAUAAAUUUUGUGUUAAAAGUUAAAUUAGUUUUAUAAAAAGGAAUUGAGAAAGUUACGCUCUGACACAGUUCAGAUAGCUUUGGGAAAAGUUUUAAAAUUUCAGCAUAAUCGGUCUUUCCAUCACCUACUGACUUAAUGGUGGUAAUUUACUUUUUCCCUCAAGGUACUAGCAUAGAGUGUGGUGGCCCAAGCUCACCUUGAAUUGUCAUCCUCCUGGUUGCUGGGAUUAUAGUGUACUAUCACUCCCAGCUUUAAAUUUUUGAAACCUUUUUCUGUGUUUUUUCUUUUCUUUCUUUUUUCCCUCCCUCCUUUAUCAUCUUCUCAUUCUACUGAAAGAAAGCUGGGCAUAUGUAAUCCAAAACUGAAAAAUCCAGAAAUUCUAAUCCACUGUCAGAAAUAUUUCUUAGUAUAGAGACAUUAUUUAUUGAGAAGGGUUUUGAUGGAAGCACUUGCUAGAUUAACAACUAUAGGAAUGACCAUUUUAGAACUGAAUUAAAUGUCCACUUCUGAAAAAGAUGGCAGGUGCAAGAAAAAGGAAAAAUGUAAGAAUAGUCUCUGAUAAUACCAGCCUUUCUUUAUCAUGUACUGCAUUUGACAGAAAUUAACCUUUUAAAAAUUUUACCUGUGACAGUUUUAUUCCAUGUACAAUGUAGUUUAAAUUGAUCUUCAUUUCGUACUAUAUCAAAACACUUAUCUUCAUCCUUUGAUCACACCAAGUGUUUCACGUACUCCACUGCAGUACAACUGCACCUAAAUGCAGAAUAUUUCAUUAGAGGAAACACGUGAAUAGGAUUUCUUUUCAUAAUUUCGGCAAAAGCAAAUAAGCGGGUUUUUUAAAGAAAUUCACCUCAAAGUCAAAGAGUGAUCCAAAGAGUUGAGUAAUACUCAUCUUAUUGUGACUUAUAGUAGAGUGUUAUGGAUAAAAUAUUGCAUGUAUCUAAAUGGCAAUAUUUUAUUAAGGAAGCUGUACUGCUUUAUAGGUUUGAAGAUACGUUAAAAAACUUACGAAUUUCCUAAAAUCAAGCUAGUCUUAAAGACAAAAGCAUUUAGCCAGGCUAGGUGGUACAGGCCUGUCUCAGCUCUGGGAAGCCGAGGAAGGAAGAUGGCCUGAGGCAGAAGGAUCUGGAGAGUUUGAGGCCAGCCUGGGCUAUAUAAGUGAGUUUGUCUCCAACCCCCCUCCCCCCAAAAACAAGAUGAAAGCAUUUGAAAAAUAGUGUAGUGGUUCAUCAGAACAACUGAGUUCAGAGGGUAUUUUGGCAUCUCUUAAUCUGAGCAGGAAUAGAGGUUUGGGAAAAAUAAGGCCUUCAGGUUUGUUAUUUUGGGGCCAAAUUUUAACAGCUUGCGAAAGGUUGAACUCUCAGACUUUAAACAGACAAAAUGUUGAGAUGAUCAGUGUGCUCAGUGAUUUUUGUGGAAAAACUCAUUUGUAACAAAAACUUGGCAAUGAAUUUUUGAGUAACGUAUACAAAAGUUCUAAGUAGGACACAGCUAAGGAAGGACAGGCUCUGGCAUUUGCAACAGCAGACAGUGUCUGUUUUUGUUUUCCACACAGGGAGUGGGAAGAUUAUUUGAAAAUAAAGUAUUCUAUUCUUAGGGAGUGGGACUUGAGUUACAGCUAUUAGAUUAGUAUUAUUAAUUGUAUACAUCUUCCCAGAAUACUUGAUAGAAGUUGUCAACUAUGGUGGGCUACUUUGCCUUUCUCUUGAAAUCACAUUGAGAAAAAUAUAAAAAAUCAACAGAAAUAAGAAAUCCUGAGAGUUAUGUAUUCACUAUCAGAAUAUGAUGAAUUUAUGGUCAAAUAAAGUAAUUUGUAAUCAAUUAGUGGCAAAACCAGAGAGAACUUUAGUGAAUCUGUGGACCUAUAGAGACAGUAGAAAUGACCAUCCAAAAAUUGACAUUUUGCAGUAUCCCCAGUGUCAGAAGAAGGAAUAAGCUCUGGGCACAGCUGGAUAAAAUGUGGAAAGCUAAACCAUUUGCCAUUUGCACAGUUGUCCCUAGUGGUUUUCCUGCCAGGAUAAUGGCCUCAAUUCACCCCUCUGAGCUGUGUGCUUGUCCAUAUGGAAUUCCAGAAUGGGUGCUGUAGCAGAAAAAGCAGGGCAGCACCAGAGAUGGUGGGCAGCACCCUAGAUGGCCUGCAGCUGUCCUGCAGGGUGGUGAGCUGCUUCUAGGUUGGGAUGCCUAGUUUCGUUGCAGUCACUGAGGUUGUAGCACAGUGUGGAGGCCUGGGUUCAAUCACAAGUACCACUACCAAGAAAAGGGGUCACUGCUCACCUAAAUCUAGUUAAAAGUGAUUGGGCCACUCAGGGCUAUUUUCAUGCCCAAGGGAUCAGGAAAUACAAAAGUGAGAGGGAAUGGUGACUGGGGUAGCAAUUGGGAGAUUCCUAAAAAGGGACGGUGAGGUAAUUAGCAAGAUCUGGCCACCUGACUGGACAUAAGUGGGGAAGAAAGAAAAGCCCAUAGUGGUCACAUUAGGAGAAAGUCAGGUUUUAUCCAGAUGAAAGUGCAGGACUCAGCAGACAGUCUGGUGGAGGUGGCAGGUGUCAUCAUGAGUACUGAAAGGGAACUUUGUGACUCAGUUUUGUGGAAAUAGUAGUUGAAACCAAGGGAAUAGAAAGCUGACUAGAAGAGGACCCAGUACACAGAUUGGGGAAGGCUUUGAAAAGGUAAGGCAAGUACUUCAGAGGGUGGGAGUGGGAAGCAAACUAGGGUGUUGGUAAAGAAUUGGAGGAAGGGGAGAAUUUAAGAAAGAACAAGGGGUAGCAAAAGCCAAGAAAAACAACUAUUCUGUAGGUUGAGAAUUUUUGGAGCUGAUAGGAUUGGGUUUAUAUAUGGAAAUUCAAGGAGGUGAGGCUUAAAUACCUUAACAAACCCCCUUUAUUGUCAGUUUAGUUGGCUUAAAUUUAAUGUAGUAUUUCAUUAUGUUUAGAAGAUUAAUUUAUGCAUUUUUUUUCUUUUUGAGACAGGCUAGUGUCAAACUCAUAAUGAUCCUCCUCCUCAGCCUCCUGAGUGUGGGAUUACAGACAUGUGCCACCAUGGCCAGCUUUAUAUGUAUCAUUUUUGUUGUUGUUAUUAUUAUUAUUUAGUACCAGGGAUCAAACUCAGGACCUCAUGCUUGCCAGGCAAAGCGCUUACAUCGCUGAGCGAAAUAUCCAGCCUAUACAUUUUUUUUAAUUGAUACCGGGGAUCAAACUCAUGUGCUUAUGCUGCUGAGCUAUAUCCCUAGCCCCCAGCCUAUACAUUUUUAAAGAGGCAAAAUAAUUUUAUAGACAGGUGAGUUCAGUAGGGAGAGGGCCUUGACAGCUUAUUCAGAGCAUUUACACUUUUGUGUUUCAUGUUUGAACAAUUUUUUGUUCAUUAACCUAGCCAUUAUUUGCUUUAAUUUGAAUCAGUUUUGUUUUAUUUUUGGUGCCAGGAACCGAACUCGGGGCCUCACACUUGCCAGGCAGGUGCUAUGUCACUGAACUAUAUCCAUGGUAGAGCAGUUUGAAUAAAUAACAUGAAACAUGCUACUUCUUGAGAAUGAAAAGAACUUUCAUAGCUAACAUGUUGAAAUUCCAUUUAUUAUUUAUUAUACAAAUGCUGAGAUUCUUAUAGGAACAUGGAGCAUUUUUGUUUGGCUGAAUCGUGCAUGAGUGAUGCGUGGUGGUGGAGGGAGGUGUUUGCAGAAAUUGUGGGUGAUGCAGUGAUCAAACCGUAGUUUGGAGCCAAAAUGAAUUUUUAUUUGGAGGUGGCAGAAAGCCAUGAACAUUUUGAACAGGGAAAUGAUGUCUCAGCUAAUACUUUAGAAAAAUGACAGAUUUGUUAUUUGAAAUUUCAAUAAGCAUGUGAUCCUUACAUGAAUUGCAAAAAAUAUUAAAGAUGAAAGAUGCAUCUAACAGUUUUGGUUGGGUUGGAUUAGAAAAUGAGAAAGUAGAGGGAAACCAAUGACAGGGUAUACAGCACUAGAAGCGUGAGCAAAUGUAAUCCCUGAUGCCUGUUCUUGAAAUAAUAAUUAAAUAGUGUUAAGUAAUACAUUAUUUUAUUACUUAAGAGUUUUAGGGAUCUUUAUGUUUGGUAGUACUGGCAAUAGAAACCCAGGACCUUUAUACUAAAAGCAAUACAUCCACCCCUUUCUUAAAAUUUGUUGUAUUGACACUGGCUCUCACUAAAUUACUUAGGCUGGAUUUGAACUUGCUAUAUCCUUCUGCCACAGUCUCCCAGAGUGCUAGGAUUACAGGCAUGCACCACCACAUUGGCUAAGGUUCUUUAUUGUAAGUUUUAUUGUUAUGUGUUAUGGUUUUUAUUGAAAGUUUUUAGUUUAAGUAGAAAAGAAUAAUAUCAUUGGGAUGUUGUGCAGAAAUCCAAAGCCGGAAGAUAAGUGGGCCUCGGAAAAGUAUAGAAUCAGGAGCCAAAAAAGCUGUUGGAGCUGUGUGUGACUGAUGAGAAUUAAAGGCCAUGGAUGAAGAUGGACUUGAAUUACAACCACAAGAGCCAAACUCAUUUUUUGAUGCAACAGGAGCUGAUGCUGCACACAUGGAUGGUGAUCAAAUUGUUGUGGAAGUACAAGAAACUGUUUUUGUGUCAGAUGUUGUGGAUUCGGACAUAACUGUGCAUAAUUUUGUUCCUGAUGACCCAGACUCUGUGGUCAUCCAAGAUGUUAUUGAGGACGUUGUUAUAGAAGAUGUUCAGUGUCCAGAUAUCAUGGGAGAAGCAGAUGUUUCUGAAACGGUCAUCAUUCCUGAACAAGUGCUGGACUCAGAUGUAACUGAAGAAGUUUCUUUAGCACAUUGCACAGUUCCAGAUGAUGUCUUAGCCUCUGACAUUACAUCCGCCUCCAUGUCUAUGCCAGAACACGUCUUGACCAGUGAAUCUAUACAUGUGUCUGAUGUUGGACAUGUUGAGCGUGUGGUUCAUGAUAGUGUCGUAGAGGCAGAAAUUGUCACUGAUCCUCUGACCACUGAUGUAGUUUCAGAAGAAGUAUUGGUAGCAGACUGUGCCUCUGAAGCAGUCAUAGAUGCCAAUGGGAUCCCUGUGGACCAACAAGAUGACGACAAAAGCAACUGUGAGGACUACCUUAUGAUCUCCUUGGAUGAUGCUGGCAAAAUUGAACAUGAUGGUUCAUCUGGAAUGAACAUGGAUGCGGAGUCAGAAAUUGAUCCUUGUAAAGUGGAUGGCAAUUGUCCAGAAGUCAUCAAGGUGUACAUUUUUAAAGCUGACCCCGGAGAGGAUGACUUAGGUGGAACCGUAGACAUUGUGGAGAGUGAGCCUGAAAAUGACCAUGGAGUGGAGCUCCUUGACCAGAACAACAGUAUACGUGUUCCCAGGGAAAAGAUGGUUUAUAUGACCGUCAAUGACUCUCAGCAAGAAGACGAAGAUUUAAAUGUUGCUGAAAUUGCCGAUGAAGUCUACAUGGAAGUGAUUGUAGGAGAGGAGGAUGCGGCAGCAGCUGCGGCGGCGGCUGCUGCACAUGAACAACAAAUGGAUGACAGUGAAAUCAAAACCUUUAUGCCAAUCGCUUGGGCAGCCGCUUAUGGUAAUAAUUCUGAUGGAAUUGAAAACCGGAAUGGCACUGCAAGUGCCCUCUUGCACAUAGAUGAGUCUGCUGGCCUGGGCAGACUGGCUAAACAAAAACCAAAGAAAAGGAGAAGACCUGAUUCAAGGCAGUACCAAACAGCAAUAAUUAUUGGCCCUGAUGGACAUCCUUUGACUGUCUACCCUUGCAUGAUCUGUGGAAAGAAGUUUAAGUCAAGAGGUUUCUUGAAAAGGCACAUGAAAAACCAUCCUGAACACCUUGCCAAGAAGAAAUACCGCUGUACUGACUGUGAUUACACUACCAACAAGAAGAUAAGUUUACACAAUCAUCUGGAGAGCCACAAGCUGACCAGCAAGGCAGAGAAAGCCAUCGAAUGCGAUGAGUGUGGGAAACAUUUCUCUCAUGCUGGGGCUUUGUUUACUCACAAAAUGGUGCAUAAGGAAAAAGCCAACAAAAUGCACAAGUGUAAAUUUUGUGAAUAUGAGACAGCUGAACAAGGGUUAUUGAAUCGCCACCUUUUGGCGGUCCACAGCAAGAACUUUCCUCAUAUUUGUGUAGAGUGUGGUAAAGGUUUUCGCCACCCAUCAGAGCUCAAAAAGCACAUGCGAAUCCAUACCGGGGAGAAGCCGUACCAAUGCCAGUACUGCGAAUAUCGGUCUGCAGACUCUUCUAACUUGAAAACACAUGUAAAGACUAAGCAUAGUAAAGAGAUGCCAUUCAAGUGUGACAUUUGUUUUCUGACUUUCUCAGAUACCAAAGAGGUGCAGCAACAUGCUCUUAUCCACCAAGAAAGCAAAACACACCAGUGUUUGCAUUGUGACCACAAAAGUUCGAACUCAAGUGAUUUAAAACGACACAUAAUUUCAGUUCACACGAAAGACUACCCCCAUAAGUGUGACAUGUGUGAUAAAGGCUUUCAUAGGCCUUCAGAACUCAAGAAACACGUGGCUGCCCACAAGGGUAAAAAAAUGCACCAGUGUAGACAUUGUGACUUUAAGAUUGCAGAUCCAUUUGUGCUAAGUCGCCAUAUUCUCUCAGUUCACACUAAGGAUCUUCCAUUUAGAUGUAAGAGAUGUAGAAAGGGGUUUAGGCAGCAGAAUGAGCUUAAAAAGCAUAUGAAGACACACAGUGGCCGGAAAGUGUAUCAGUGUGAGUAUUGUGAGUAUAGCACUACAGAUGCCUCAGGCUUUAAGCGACAUGUUAUUUCCAUUCAUACAAAGGACUAUCCUCACCGGUGUGAGUACUGCAAGAAAGGGUUCCGAAGACCUUCAGAGAAGAACCAGCACAUAAUGCGUCAUCAUAAAGAAGUUGGCCUGCCCUAACAAUACUUCUACAGAUAAUUGUAGAGAUACUGGCCUUGACACAAGAAAUUCAUUUUAAAGCCAAUCAGUCUAGUUCACAUACAAUACUGUAUAUUGAUUUAUGCUGUGUACAAAUAGAAUUGUUACUUCUAGUUAACUUUUUUUUUUUUACAUUUUGUUCAGUAGUGUGUUCUGAAUUCUAUUCAGUUUGUUUAAUAAAUGGGGAAAAGUAGCAACAAGCUAGUUGCUUUUAAUAAAGUAAUCCCUGAUUCUAUACUGAAUUUUUCUAUCUUAGAAGUUUUAUAUUUAUUUAAAUAUUUACCUUGCUUACCUUGAUGGUACUCUUCUAAGACCAUUUAACUUAAGGUAACUUUAGAUUGGUUACUCUGAAAGUGUUGACUCAUUUUUUCCCCCAUAAAUUUCUCACAAUAAAAUUGUCAGAGGUAUCUUAAUAUGAAUGGGAGAUUUUAUGGUCAGGUCUCAUGAUCAUAACAUGGAAGUUACUUACUUAUCUUGAUUAGUGCUUUCAGACCAUGCAACGAGGGGAGUUUGUAUUUGAGCUUUUGUGUCCCUGGCAUCGCUGAGUAAAGAGCAGUGGCUGGGCUUGUGUUUACUUUUUGUUUUGUUUAGCAACAAAAUAUACUUCUUUUUGCUUUCUCUGGACUACCUACAUCUUUUGUCAGCGUAGCAAACUUUAGGAAAGCUUUGUUGGACAAUUUUUGCGUGAUCCUGUUGUAUUUUGAUUAUUCUGUCUGUGCUGCUUUGUCUGGAAUGGUUGGUUGUGUGCUGCAAGUGAAAUUUACUGAGGAUUGCAUUUUGGAAUCUUAGAGGUGACUCGUGGCUCAUAGGAUCUUUUGCAACUUUAUAUAUGUAAAUGUACUCUUGACUUAUAUAUAUACACAUAUAUAUAUAUAACAUGUAUCUGUGUGUAUUGCUUAUUUUACAUAUUUAUACACACAACCCCAAGUAGUAGUUGUUUAAAAUCUAUAAUGAAAAGUAUUAAAUUUACAAUAACAUGAAAGAUCCAGGGAUGCAUGAGAGAGCAUUUUGUAAGUCAUGCUCUUCAGAGAGACUACUCAGGUGAAGAAUUAGAAGGAAAAAUACGGACACUAGUAUUUUUAAAGAGUAAAGGUAUUUUCUUUUUAAAUAUCUUUGAUAACUGAAAAAUAAUUGAAGAAACUAGAGGUUAAGAUGUUUUUAGAUAGAAGUUUUCAUACAGUUUCAGCUCCAUGCAUUUAUAUUUUUCUGAAAAGCAAGUGAGUGUCGAGGCAUGACUCCCUCAGUUCUGUCGGAGCAGCUGCGUGAGAACUGUUUGUCUCACCAAGUGAGGGGGUCGGAGAGGAACGAUGGCUCCACGGACCAGAGAAUCGGUGCUAAUUAUGACUUACUUGGCAGGGUCAGCAUGCUCUGCUAUUUCCUAGACAGUUAUAGUUAGCAGGCUUGAAAAACUUAACAGUCAAGUUGGCUUGGAUUAGGAGAUAAAGGUGUGUUCCAGGUGCAGAAGGAAAAUCUGAGGCCUUAUUUGGAACCUCACCAAGUCUUUCCAUUUUGUUUUUCUUUGAGAGUUGGCAGUUUUAAUAACAUGUAGGUUUGAAUCAGUCAUACAUUUGUAUAGUUAACUUGGUUAAUUAGGAUUUGGUUAUGUUAGGGUGACUCUUGAACAGAAACCCGUUUUUGAGGUCCCUGGAAUUGGCUGUUGGCACAUGUAUCUGACGCAUCAAGGGGGAUUUAGUAAUUUUCUCACUUGAUAGCUGCCUUGCCACCUUGUUAUGGUGCUCCAUCCCUUUUGUGCCCUUAGGUUUUUAUCUUCCAUCUUUCUCUUUGCCAUCAAUAUUUGUAUUCAAAAGUUAUAUUUUUAGUGUUAGAAAUCUAAAUAUUUGGUGUUUGGCAAGCCUCUGAAGUGCUACAUUAAUUUAGUCUAGUUCUAAAUUAAGUGCUUUAGGCUAAUAUGAAAUGUAGCCUAAAUGCCAGUCAAACCAAGACGUGGGUUUCCCUAGCCUAUCCCAUAGGGAAUUCCUGUGUCCUCUUGGCUCCCAUAAUGUGCUUUUUUUUUUUUUUUCCUUUAAAAAAAAAUGUAAUAUUCUGUGAUUCAUUGCCCUGCUAUUCUUGAAAGCUCUGUCUGUUUUUUUGUGAGAAUCUUGAAAAUCUCCCUUUUUAUUUUCCCCAGAUAUACUGUAAAACACUCAAACUAGAAAUUUAUUCAUUUUAAAACAUCCUAUACAAUUGAUUCAGAAAAUAUAAAUAAUUGGGUCAUUUAACUAUAUUUUUUUAAAUAAACUGAAAGAUAAAGAACACAACACUUUACACACUUUAUAUUUCUCUUUACGUAACCUGGAACCAUACACAGUUGUUUUCUUUUUAAAGCACAAUAUUGAAGCCUUUAAAAGGUAUUUAAGGGUUUGGUCAAUUGAAUAUAAAAUGUAUUUGUCUGUAUAAAGAGAAAAUUAAAUUGUAGUCACUGUUAUGUACUGACAUUAGUUACAACCUAGUUUUAAUUCUUAAAACAAUUUUGAUUAGCAAAGCUAAACAAAAAUGGGUGUUUCAGUUAAAUGUUUUAAAGAGGUACAGAUUUUUACAAGGACAUAAUAUAAGUUAUUGUUCUGUAGAAAUAUCCUAUUAAAUAUUGUAUGUCCCUCCCUCUGUAUACUUUGUAAAAAAAGUAAAAUACAUAAAAAGAAAAUCAUAUAGGGAUGUGUGACAUUAUUGUAAUUGUGUAUUUGAGAAUGUGCAAAAAUAAAAAUCAAAAUAUUUUCCUGUUAAUGUUCAGUCUGUUUGAUACCAGUACUAAGUUAAUGCUUUUCUUAAGAAAAAUUGUACAGUUUUUGUAAACCUAAUAAACAUCAAAAGCAGUGGAUUAUUUUCA
This is a messenger RNA of Cavia porcellus (domestic guinea pig), 17520 nucleotides long. It is a transcript of the gene Zfx, whose product is annotated as zinc finger protein X-linked. Bases 12279 to 14678 code for a protein of 799 amino acids. The transcript is spliced from 8 exons. The record is from RefSeq and is a predicted model, not a curated record. Gene Ontology annotation, biological process: regulation of DNA-templated transcription. Gene Ontology annotation, molecular function: DNA binding; metal ion binding. Gene Ontology annotation, cellular component: nucleus. Lineage: Eukaryota; Metazoa; Chordata; Mammalia; Rodentia; Caviidae.